Rhopalosiphum maidis (corn leaf aphid) is the source of this 3344-nucleotide messenger RNA. It is a transcript of the gene Ets65A, whose product is annotated as DNA-binding protein D-ETS-3. Bases 681 to 1907 code for a protein of 408 amino acids. Gene Ontology annotation, cellular component: nucleus. The transcript is spliced from 10 exons. Gene Ontology annotation, molecular function: DNA-binding transcription factor activity, RNA polymerase II-specific; sequence-specific DNA binding. Gene Ontology annotation, biological process: regulation of transcription by RNA polymerase II; cell differentiation. NCBI's taxonomy places the organism in Eukaryota, Metazoa, Arthropoda, Insecta, Hemiptera, Aphididae. The record is from RefSeq and is a predicted model, not a curated record.
GUCUGAUAUCGCGUGCAGACCACCGCCGCCAGUGUGGAUGUUCGUCUAUAUAGUGGCCGCGCGCGCUUUACCUACGAUAUCCGAAAAAUCGUAAACAUAAACGAUAUAAUAUCAUUAUCCGCUCACAACAUACACCUACGACGAGUGCGCCGCAUUCCGGUCGUUGUCCGUAUUUUACUACGGUAUAAUAUUCGUUUACAAUCGCCGUCAAAGGUCCGCGCCGCGGCGGCCUAUUCGCCGCGCGAUUUCCGACUGCUGCGCUGCAGGUAACGAGUGCGCGGUUUCGACGAGACGGGAGCCGCCGGAACAUUGACUUCCGAACAGUGUGUCCGGUGCGAAAAACGGUGGUCCGGUGCCGGUUAUCAUAACAAUAACAACUGCAAUAACAUUAUACAGUCGUAUCUAUUUCGUAUAACAUAAUAUAUACGUAUAACUAAAUUGUUGUCGUCUUCGUCGUUAUCGUGUCUAAUCGGAACCCCGGCGACCGUGCGGCAGUCCGCGGUGGUUCUUCAGCGAUAUUUUUAAACUUCCAAUUUCAUAAAAAAUUGCUAUGUUUUUUUGGCGAUUUUUUGCUCGUGACUUUUUUUUAAAAUCCAUUUGUUGACGGUCGCACAGAUCACGUGUGCCGCUGCUAAUCGGAAAAUCAUAUUUUUUCAGACGAUUUUUUACAGUUAUACUCAAUGAUGUACGAAAGCGCAUGUUCGUACCAAAGUGCAUUAGACCUAAAAAGGGUGGCGAUGUCAUCACCACCUAGUAUAAAAACAGAAAACGAUUGUCUUCCAACUACUACUCCACAAUGGCCAUCAGUAGGAGUGGCUAGUUGUGCUUAUAGGUUUGCAUGUAAUUCCACGUUUGAGCAACUCAAACAGUCAGUAGAAAAGGCAAAAGCUGCAUUACAGGAUCGUGGAAGUUACUUAUCAUCGUGUGACUUAGGUACGUCUCCUUUUUGUCCAGCAACGCCAUCAUCUAGGACGCCAGUGUCCACUCAUCCAACUACCAAUUCACUCGAUUUAUUUCAGGAUGAACAAAAUAAUACCGACAAACGAAACAAUUACAUUGAUUCAUCAAAUAGCAGAUAUGAUAAAAGCUCUGGAUUGAUGCAUUUAUCAUCGUCUACUUCAAAUGGUUUAUCUUCUGUAGGAAAAUCAUCAUCGUAUUUGCCAUCAUCCAUAUCAGAAUCAUUUAGAUCGUCAUCUAAAUCAGAUACUCAUUAUAAAGGAUCAUGGAGUACACAUUCAUCAGGGCAAACACAAGAUCCAUAUCAAAUGUUUGGGGCCACAAGCAGUCGAUUAGCUAGUUCUGGUUCUGGUCAAAUACAAUUGUGGCAAUUUCUAUUGGAAUUAUUGUCUGAUAGUAGUAAUGCAGCAUGUAUAACGUGGGAAGGUACGAACGGUGAAUUUAAGUUAACCGACCCAGAUGAAGUAGCACGUAGAUGGGGUGAAAGGAAGUCUAAGCCAAACAUGAACUACGACAAAUUAAGCAGAGCAUUAAGGUAUUAUUAUGAUAAAAAUAUCAUGACCAAAGUUCACGGAAAAAGGUAUGCAUACAAGUUCGACUUUCAAGGGUUGGCAGCAGCAACUCAACCAGCUGCUGCAGAUCCAUCUGCGUACAAAUAUCAAUCAGACUUAUUCAUGACAACCUAUCACCACCAUCAUCAUCAUUCUCCGAAAUUAAACUUCAUUUCACCUCAUGCCCCUGGAAUAACGUCUACUGCAGGUAGCAUAUUUCCAUCGGCGUCAUCGUAUUGGACCAACCCAGGUGCCAAUCUUUACUCGAACAUUGCCGCCGCGUCUGCGUCGCAUUCUAUGGGCCAUCAUCACCACCACCCAGGCGCAAGUACCGGUGUCAGUCACCACACGGGAGUCUCACCGCACCUGGCAAACUACUCACACUACGCGUCACCAUGACCGACGGAUGUACACUGGGCCGCCAGGUCGCUGCCAGGCACCACAGCCCGGGCUCCACAUCCAUACAAGCACACCGAAUGAAUAAUUCCUAGUGGCCCUAGUCAUCAUUUACGUUCUUAAUUUAUUACAACAUUGUUUUUCAUUCGUUGUAAUAAUCCAGCGAAAACAUAAGUCCACUUUCAAACCGUUAUACUAUAUCAUAUUUUAUGUAGGUAUAACGAUAAUAAUAAUAAUAAUAAUAAUAAUACGAUAUAAUUAUAUAUCUGACACACAAUUAGAAUCUCACCAGAGUGGAAAGAAGGGCCUACGAAAAUGCAUAUUAAUUUCAUGGUACGCAAAUAAAUUUUAAUUAUAAAAAUACCUUUCGUCUGUGCAGCCGCUAAGUGUUGAUUAGUUUUAGUGUAUUAAAAAGUUCUUACAAGACGAAAAAACUGACACGCACACCCACACACACACACUACACAGGUUAUGAGCUCAUGACAAUCAACUCGUAUCAACAAUGUACAGAAUACAACACAUAAAAGUAUUAACUAAAAGUUCUCAUGCUAAUCAACAUCAUAACUGUAAUUUGUACUUUGAUUUAGAACUACGUACAUACCUGUACAUAUACUACAGGUAAGCGUUUAAACGUACUACUGAUACAUUUUAUCGGUCAAUUUUGUGUUUAAAAAACGAUAAUUUUUAUUUAGCUGAUUCUGUGAACUUAUCAAAAAAUUAUUAAUUUUUACUAUUUAUUAUGGUUGUAACUUUUAGGUUUUUAACCUUUUUUUAUUAACAACUCAUUACUUUAAUUUGAGUAUUUUACCAGCCUAUGCUUAUCUAACUUAACCAAGAUUGUCUGAGAAAAUGAGUGUAGUGGUACUAAUGUAUUAAAUGCUUUAAACUGUAUGUGAUGUGUUAAACAACUCGUGAUAAUUCUAUACAAGUACAAACUUAAAAUCAUAUAUUCUUAUUUUUGCCUUGAGCAAUAUUAAUUAUAUAAUAAUAUAGCCUACCACUUAUGUACGUACUUUUAUUGAAAAAUAAAUAUAAUAUACUAAAAUAAUAAUCAUAAAUUAAAUAAUUAAAAGCAACUAGUACAAACAGAGUUUUAACAAAAGUAUUAUUAUUUUAUUUUAUAAAAACAAAUUUAAUUUAAAUGCUUAUAACUAUAAUAAACUGAACACUCAGAUAUUAAUGAUAUAUAUUAAAGAUAAAUGCAUUCCUUGAAUCAGUGAAAAACCAAAAUUAUUAUUCCAAUAGAAUUUACAAGUACAAAUGUUAAUAUACUAAUAAUUGUUAUUUCCUAUUUACUGCAAAUACUAUAUUGGAAUAUCAAUAUUAUUUAACAUAAUAUAACACUUAUUCUAGUCAUUUUGUGAUUAAAACUGGCAAUUCAGAUCUCGUUUCUUGAUAAACAAAUCCCUUAUUUGUAUUAAACAACAGUAUUUAUUAUUA